AUGAGUAACGCAAACGCCGGGCCACCGCGGCAACCACCAAAGCAGAAGCUCAUCACUCUCUCCCGCGACGUCUUCGAAGCUUUCAAACCGGCGCGCGUGUUCAAGAACACGCCGCAAGGUUCCGAAGAAGGCACAGAGCAGUCGUCGCUGCAGAUCAGUAGCAUCGCGUUUGACGAUGCGGGAGAGCGGGCUGUGACGGCAGGCGAUGACGACGUCUUCAUCUUGUUCGACGCGCGCAGGGGCAAGAAACUGAAAACACUCUACUCAAAGAAGUACGGCAUCAGCCAUGCGCGCUUCACCCACAAGAGCACCAACAUUAUCCACGCGAGCACAAAGAACGAUCACGCUCUCCGCUAUCACUCAAUGCACGACAACAAGUACCUCGCGUACUUCCAGGGCCAUACUGCGACUGUGCGCUCGCUACAAAUGAACCCCAAUGAUGAUACGUUCAUCUCCGCGGGAGACGACGGAACGGUGCGACUGUGGGACCUGCGAAUGCAGGCAUGCAAGGGUGUUGUUAACGACGUAGGCGGCUCAACGAUCGCGGCCUUCGACUCAAGCGGGUGUGUCUUCGCAGUUGCGUGCACCCAGAACCAGACAGUGUUGCUCUUUGAUGCGUCGACAUCGGACGACGCGCCAUUUGCACACAAACCACUGAUCGACCACGAGCUCGCCAAGAUCUCCUCCCCGCCUCCAACGCCGCACUUUACCUCCAUCUCCUUUAGCAACAACGGACACUACUUAUUGAUCGGAACGGACCGCGACACGCACUACAUCCUUGACGCGUUCGAGCUGCACAUCGUGCGGCGGCUGGAGGGACAUGUCGGGCUUGGCCGCAUGAGUGGCGAGGAGCUGAGCUGGAGCGCCGACUCAAACUAUGUGCUGUCGGGUUCGGCGGACGGGAGCGUCAUCGUGUGGGACCUCACGCCACCCAAAGGCGAGACCAAGCUAGAAGCCGUGCGUGGCCGUCCACCGGCGACAUUGACGCCUACCAUCACCCUUCGGCCGCCCGGGGAAGGUGACAUCUCUCCUGCGCGGGCGGUCGCUUUUUCUCCCCGCUACAGUCUGCUCGGAGUUGGCGGCCAAGAGUUCUCAAUGUGGCUGUCAGAGGGCGCGACGCAAGUCGAGGAGGGAUGGUAG
This is a messenger RNA of Cutaneotrichosporon cavernicola, 1140 nucleotides long. RefSeq lists its product as uncharacterized. The record is from RefSeq and is a predicted model, not a curated record. Gene Ontology annotation, molecular function: chromatin binding; protein binding. Gene Ontology annotation, cellular component: Set1C/COMPASS complex. Bases 1 to 1140 code for a protein of 379 amino acids. The transcript is spliced from 5 exons. NCBI's taxonomy places the organism in Eukaryota, Fungi, Basidiomycota, Tremellomycetes, Trichosporonales, Trichosporonaceae.